This is a messenger RNA of Cimex lectularius (bed bug), 507 nucleotides long. Its product is annotated as acyl-CoA-binding protein-like. NCBI's taxonomy places the organism in Eukaryota, Metazoa, Arthropoda, Insecta, Hemiptera, Cimicidae. Gene Ontology annotation, molecular function: fatty-acyl-CoA binding. The transcript has 3 exons. The coding region runs from base 142 to 411 and encodes 89 amino acids. The record is from RefSeq and is a predicted model, not a curated record. Gene Ontology annotation, biological process: fatty acid metabolic process.
CCCACCACUCGGCCCGCUGAAGUUCGGUCAUCACUACUCACUCGACAGAUGAUUGCCUUAUUUUAUCACUGAAAGUAAUGGUUUAAUCGCUGCUCUUCAAUUAUCUCUGCCUUGUUUUCAAGUCGUUUAACAAAAGAAGAAAUGGGUUUGGACGAAGAUUUUAACAAAGCCGUCGAAGACGUCAAGAAUCUUGAAAAUUCACCGAAGGAUGAAGACCUUCUCGAAGUGUACGCCUUAUACAAGCAGGCGACUGUUGGGGAUAUAAACACCGACAAGCCUGGUAUGUUUGAUUUCAAGGGCAAAGCUAAAUGGGAAGCCUGGAAUAAAAAAAAAGGCACAGAUCAGAACGAUGCGAAAUUGUCUUAUGUCGAGAAAGUUAAAUCUCUAAUCACAACAUAUGGCAUGAAAUGAAUAAGUGCAUGAAGUAAAAUUGGUGUUUAUUAAUUACUUUGUCAAUUGUUUUAUUUUUAUUGUUUUUCAUUAUUUGAAUUAAAUCAAUCACAAGUA